Dermatophagoides farinae (American house dust mite) is the source of this 1136-nucleotide messenger RNA. It is a transcript of the gene Cdk1, whose product is annotated as Cyclin-dependent kinase 1. Gene Ontology annotation, cellular component: nucleus. The record is from RefSeq and is a predicted model, not a curated record. Gene Ontology annotation, molecular function: cyclin-dependent protein serine/threonine kinase activity; ATP binding. Gene Ontology annotation, biological process: G2/M transition of mitotic cell cycle; protein phosphorylation; mitotic G2 DNA damage checkpoint signaling. Lineage: Eukaryota; Metazoa; Arthropoda; Arachnida; Sarcoptiformes; Pyroglyphidae.
UUUUGUUUGAAAGAAAAAUUAAAAAUAUUGUCAAUCAUCUCUGUUAUUAUUGUAAUGGAAGAUUAUCAAAAAAUUGAAAAAAUUGGUGAAGGUACCUAUGGCGUUGUGUAUAAGGCUAAACAUAAGCAAACCUCGGAAUUGGUUGCAUUGAAAAAGAUACGUUUAGAAAAUGAAGAUGAUGGUGUACCAUCGACAGCCAUACGUGAAGUGACCGUACUCAAAGAGCUCAAUCAUCCAAAUAUUGUUUGUCUAAAAAAUGUUCUACUUCAAGAGAAUCGUCUACAUUUGGUAUUUGAAUUCUUAUCAAUGGAUCUGAAAAAAUAUCUGGAUUCACUACCAGCCAAACAGAUGAUGGAUAAAAAAUUGGUUAAAAGCUAUCUACAACAAAUUACUGAAGGGUUGAUAUUUUGCCAUUCUCGUCGUAUUAUUCAUCGUGACCUUAAACCACAGAAUCUUUUGUUGGACGAUAAUGGCCACAUUAAAAUUGCCGAUUUCGGUCUUGCUCGUGCAUUUGGUAUUCCCGUUAGACAAUAUACUCAUGAAGUGGUCACUUUAUGGUAUCGUGCACCUGAAGUUCUGCUUUGUAGUCAAAAAUAUUCCACGCCGGUCGAUAUAUGGAGUGUUGCUUGCAUUUUUGCUGAAAUGAUUACCAAAGUGCCAUUGUUUCAUGGUGAUUCAGAGAUAGAUCAACUUUUCAGAAUUUUUCGAACACUUGGAACACCGGUGGAAGAAACGUGGCCAGGUAUUACAUCAUUACCAGCAUAUAAAUGUAAUUUUCCAAAAUGGAAAGAUAACAUUCUACAAACAGUCAUCACUGAUAUUGAUGAUGAUGCAUUAGAUUUACUCAAUGCAAUGUUAAUCUAUGAUCCACAGAAACGUUUAUCAGCCAUAGUUGCUAUCAAUCAUCCAUACUUUAAUGAAAAAAAUUGAACCAGUUGAAACAUGUAGGGAAAAAUCAUUCGAAAACUCAUCAUUUAUAAUUUUUUUUUAUUCAAAUUCAUAUCUUUCUGUGUUCAGUGUGUGGUGAGUGUGCCAUUCAUUCCAAAACGGUAUUGAUUCAAUCAUAACAAUGAUAGAAUAACUAUAGAGGAAAAUAUGUUUUUAAAAAAUGUAAUAAAAUCUCUUUUAAAAUUUUA